CAGCCCGCGGCGUGGGUACAGACUCUUACGAGUUGUUUCAUCGUUCCGAAACUCAAUCGUCGUUUGCGACGCCGCCGACGAAUAUCAGAGCCUUGUCUGUGCCGUGCGAACUCUUCACGAACCGUCAAAGGCGCUGUGAAGAGUGAAGACGUUUCUUCGCCAAAUCAGCGGAAAGUUUCGUCCGGCCACCCCGACAUACAAGAUCCAACCAUGCCUGCUCAAUUUCCGGACAGUAGCACUCCGAUCAUCGGAGAGCCGGCACCGGCCGUGGAGCCAGAGGCACCGCAUCGUGUGCAGUUGGCGUCACUGGCCGAUGAUGUCGUCAUCAGCGGCAUCAGCGGCAAGUUUCCCGAGUCGGAGAACAUGCAGGAGUUUGCCGACAACCUGUUCGGCGGCGUGGACAUGGUGACUGAUGACGGACGCCGCUUCACGCCUGGCGUGUUUGGCCUGCCGAAGCGGUCCGGAAAGCUGAAGGACCUGGCUUCGUUCGACGCCUCGUUCUUCGGUGUGUCGCCGAAGCAGGCUCAUAAGAUGGACCCUCAGCUGCGUCUGCUACUGGAGCUCACUCAUGAGGCAAUUGUGGAUGCUGGUAUCAGUCCGCAGUCGCUGCGCGGCUCCCGCACGGGCGUCUUUAUCGGUGUGUCGCAGAGUGAGACGGACACCAAGGUCUCCGAGGAUCCGGACCUCAUCAACGGCUACGGCCUGACCGGCACCAACAGGGCCAUGUUCGCCAACCGCGUCAGCUACACCUUCAACUUUAACGGGCCGAGCUAUGCGAUGGACACCGCUUGUUCGUCGUCUCUACUGGCUCUCAACAAUGCUCUACUCUGCAUGCGCACUGGUCAGUGCGAUGCCGCCAUCGUCGGCGGUGUGAACCUGUGUCUGAGACCCGAGUCUUCUCUCCACUUCGCUCGGCUCAACAUGCUCUCAGCUGAGGGAAAGUGCAAGGCGUUUGAUGCCACUGGCUCUGGCUACGUCCGUUCCGAGGCGGCCGUAGCCGUGCUCCUGCAGCGCUCCCAGAACGCUCGCCGAGUGUACGCCACCCUGGUACACAGCAAGGCCAACACGGACGGGUUUAAGGAUCAGGGCAUCACCUAUCCGUCGACUCAGUUGCAGCGCCAGCUGCUCCAGGAGGUGUACUCUGAGGCCGGAGUUCACCCCAGUCAGGUCGCCUACGUGGAGGCACACGGGACCGGCACCAAGGUCGGUGACCCGGUCGAAGUGGGCGCCAUCACGGACGCCCUCUGUAAGGACCGCACCACCCCUCUGCUGCUCGGAUCCGUCAAAUCCAACAUGGGACACUCCGAGCCCGCAUCAGGUCUGUGCUCGGUGGCUAAGGUGCUGAUUGCUAUGGAGACUGGCGUCAUCCCGGGUAACCUCCACUUCAGUCAGCCCAACCCGGACAUUGACGCCCUGCACGAUGGACGCAUUCAGGUGGUGUCUUCCAACACACCCUGGUCGGGCGGCUACGUGGGUAUCAACUCCUUCGGCUUCGGCGGAGCGAACGUCCACGUCAUCCUGCGCUCGGAGGGAGCCCGGCGGCCGGGUCCGCUCCCGGUGGACAGCCCCGCGCCGCCGGCGAGACUGACCGUGGCCUCUGGGCGCACCGAGGAAGCGGUGGAGCGUAUGCUCUCCCCCCUGAGCGGUUCGUCCGAUGACCCCGAGCUGUGGGCCCUGACGAUGGCCGGACACCAGCAGGCCAGUCCUGGACACGGAUACCGCGGAUACACUGUGUCCGGGUCCGGAACCGUGCAGACUCAGAAGUGCUCCGCCGACCGCCCACCCCUGUGGCUGGUGUGCUCCGGUAUGGGCUCCCAGUGGCCGGGAAUGGGUCGGGAACUCAUGGUGUUCCCCGCCUUCAGCGCCGCUUUCGCCAGGUGUGCCGAGGCGGUGCGUCCGCACGGUAUCAGCCUGCUGGAGCUGCUGCACUCUGACGACGAGACGGCCUUCCAGCGCACAACAAACGCCUUCGUGCUGAUCGCUACCAUCCAGGUCUGUCUGAUCGACCUGCUCCGCUCUCUGGAGCUCCAAAUCGACGGCCUGGUCGGCCACUCGGUGGGAGAACUCGGCUGUGCCUACGCCGAUGGGUCGUUCUCGGCGGAACAGGCCGUGCUGGCCGCCUACUGGAGAGGCGUGUGCAUCACAGAGGCCAACCUGCCGCCAGGAGCCAUGGCUGCCGUCGGUCUGAGCUGGUCGGAGGCGCGUCGCCGCUGCCCGCCCGGUGUGGUGCCCGCCUGCCAGAACGCCGCCGAUUCCGUCACAGUAUCCGGACCCAGUGACGCAGUGGCGGCGUUUGUGGCGCAGCUGCAGUCGGAGGAAGUGUUUGCCAGGAUGGUGAACUCGUCAGGGGUGGCGUUCCACUCGAGGUACAUCGCCGAGGCGGCACCCAGACUGCGAGAGGCGCUGGAGAAGAUUAUCCCGUGCCCCCGGCCUCGCUCAUCCCGUUGGGUGAGCUCCUCCAUCCCGGAGGAGUCGUGGUCUCUGCCGCUGGCGCAGACCUCCUCGGCUGCCUACCACGUCAACAACCUCGUCAACCCGGUGCUGUUCCAGGACGCUCUCCGGCACGUGCCCGAGGGAGCCGUCGUGCUGGAGGUGGCGCCCCACUGCCUGCUGCAGGCCAUUCUCAAACGAUCCCUGCCCAGCUCGUGUACCAUUCUCGGACUGAACAAACGGACGGCAUCUAACAACGUGGAGUUCUUCCUGCGCAGCGUUGGAGCGAUGUACUCGGCCGGCCUGGCCCCAUCUGUCACCUCUCUGUACCCGUCUGUACCGCUGCCAGUACGCCGCGGUACACCACAGAUCUCCCACCGUGUUGGCUGGGACCAUGGAGUCGCCUGGGACGUGGCCGACUUCAGCGAGCGUUCCGGGUCGGCCGGUGACCUGGUGGUGACCUGUGACAUCAGCUCCGAGGUGGACAGCUACCUGGCCGGUCAUACCAUCGACGGACGGUGUCUCCACCCGGCCACUGGAUAUCUGGUGCUGGUAUGGCGGGCGCUGGCCAAGAGUCUGGGUCAGCAGAUGGAGGAGACUCCAGUGGAGUUCAGGGACGUCUCGCUGAAGAGGGCCACCAUCCUCACUCCCGACAACCGUGUGCGUCUCACCGUAUCUCUCCUGGACGGCUCGGGACGGUUUGAGAUCUGUGAGGGAGACGCCCCAGUGGUGGAGGGGUAUGUGAGGAGGCUGGACUCGCCGCUGGGACCGACCCACCAGCUGGUCACCGACAUGGGCGCUCAGAGGACCAAGGGAGAGGAGUCAGUGACUCUGAAGACCCGGGACGUAUACAAGGAACUCCGUCUGAGGGGAUAUGAGUACACCGGUCUCUUCCAGGGCAUCACGGAGGCGCAGCCGAAAGAGGGUCUGGGCCUGCUGCGCUGGCACGGCAGCUGGGUGUCGUUCCUGGACACGAUGCUGCAGUUCUCCAUUCUGGGCCGGGACCAGCGGGUGCUCGGUCUGCCCACCCGGCUACAGAGGAUGGCCAUCGACCCGCGCAAACACCUCGACAGUGUGACAGAGGGCGCCGACAUACCGGUGACCUACGACCGCUCCCUGGAGGCCGUCUGCUGCCCGGCCGUGGAGAUCUGCGGACUGAAGUCCUCGCUCACCUCCCGUCGGCACGCGCAGGCCGCUCCGCUGGUGGAGACCUAUCAGUUCGUCCCACACUUUGACAAGACGGAGAGCGCCACCCUCUCCCGUGACGCGGUGCUCGGUGUUCUGGCCGACCUGGUCCUGGAGAACACCACGGGCAGUCGUCUGAAGGUGUCGCAGAUCGGAGAUGCGGCUGGUAGUGGUGACGGCCCGGCUGGACAGGUGCUGAGGACGGUGUCCGAUCGGCUUACCGGUCAGCCACUCAUUCAGGUGGAGUCCACUCUAGUCACCGCCUCUGAGACUGCCGUGGAGCCGCCCCUCCAGCAGGUCACCUGGGACGGUGUGAAGCCGCUGCCCCUCUCCGGACAGGACUUGGUGGUCGUCUCCGGCGAGACGAACGUUACCUCGGAGGAGACGAUCCACAAGGCCGUCGCGGCCAUUCGCGAGUCUGGCUUCCUGCUCACCCAACAUUCGCUACCGACCUCCGUCAACCUCACCCUGGUGGCCCACAAGCGCUGCAGCGAGGGCGGCGAGUUCCUCCUGUACCGUCGUCCCGCCGCGGGUCAGACUGGAGCCCAGAACUGGCUGGAGCUCAGUGUGGGCUCUCAGUUUGACUGGUUGACGGAGCUUCAGAAGCAUAUGGCAGAGGGAGCUGCCAACGCCGAUAACAGACUGUACCUGACGGCCACUGAGCACAACUCUGGUAUCCUGGGCCUGGCCAACUGUCUGAGACGGGAACCGGGCGGAAACACCGUCAGGGCGGUCUACUCUCCCGACGAGCCCCUCUCCUCCUCCGACCGCUCUCUCGCCUCCAACCUGGAUCUAGCCGUGAUCUGUCGACGGGACGGCCACUGGGGCACCUAUAGACACCUCGUGGCACCGCCCAGCCCACCUCAGGCGACGGAGUUUGCAUUCAUCAACACAGCUCAGAGAGGAGAUCUGUCCAGUCUGGGAUGGGUGCAGAGCGACGACGUGCAUGCUGAUCCGUCUCAGCUGUGUGAUGUGUACUACGCGCCUCUCAACUUCCGAGACAUUAUGCUGGCCACGGGAAAACUCUCGGUCGACGCGCUGCCAGGCGAUCUGGCAACUCAGGAGUGCGUGCUCGGCCUGGAGUUCUCCGGCCGUGACCGGUCCGGCCGCCGUGUGAUGGGACUGGUCCCCGCCCGCGGUCUGGCCACUACUGUGUCAGCCGACCCCGAGUUCCUGUGGCCUGUGCCGGACUCGUGGACUCUGGAAGAGGCUGCCUCGGUUCCUGUCGUGUAUGCCACGGCGUACUAUUCUCUUGUGGUGCGAGGCAGGCUGCAGAAGGGACAGAGUGUGCUGAUUCACUCAGGCUCCGGAGGCGUGGGUCAGGCGGCCAUUGCGAUCGCCCUCAGCCUCGACUGCACCGUCUUCACCACGGUCGGCUCGGCGGCAAAGAAACAGUUCCUGCUGGACAACUUCCCGGGGCUUCGUGAGGACCACAUCCUCAACUCGCGUGACCUGACCUUCGAGCCGGCCGUGCGUCGCCUGACCGCCGGCCGUGGGGUGGAUCUGGUGCUAAACUCGCUCAGUGAUGAUAAACUGCAGGCCUCAGUCCGCUGCCUAGCCCAGCAUGGAACCUUCCUGGAGAUCGGGAAGUUCGACCUCAGUCAGAACAGCCCGCUCGGCAUGGCCGUGUUCCUGCAAAACGUCACCUUCCACGGUAUUCUUCUGGACGCACUGUUCGGGAACGGCGCCCCGGCCGCCAAACGCGAGGUGACCCGCCUGGUGUCGGAGGGACUGAAGAGCGGCGUGGUGCGGCCUCUGCCCCGGGCCGUGUUCCCGAGGGAUCAGAUCGAGCAGGCUUUCAGGUUCAUGGCCGGCGGCCGGCACGUGGGCAAGGUCGUGCUCCAGCUUCGCUCCAAGGAGGAUGCUUCCACCUCCCCUCUGACAGUGCCUGCAGCCCACCGCUGCUACCCCGCGCCCGACUCCGUACAUGUCAUCACUGGAGGACUGGGAGGAUUCGGACUCGAGCUGGCCGAGUGGCUGGUGAGCCGCGGCGCCCGUCACCUGGUGCUGAGCUCCCGCUCCGGAGUCAGAGACGGAUACCAGGCGUCCCGAGUCAGCUCCUGGAGAAACAGGGGUGUGUCUGUUCAGAUCUGCUGUGACGACGUCACCACCGCGGAGGGAGCCGAGAGUCUGCUGAAGAAGGCGGCCGCCGUCGGUCCCAUCGGGGGAGUGUUCAACUUGGCCAUGGUGCUCCGUGACGGCCUGUUGGACGGCCAGACGGUGGACACGUUUCGCCAGGUGGCCGCUCCGAAGGCCGACGGCACUGUUCAUAUGGAUAGGGCCGCCCGGCGACUUGGCUGCCAGUGGUUCGUGGUGUUUUCGUCGGUGAGCUGCGGACGCGGUAACGCCGGACAGACCAACUACGGGUACGCCAACUCCGUCAUGGAACGCGUCGUCGAGAAACGCAACGCCGACGGACUGCACGGUCUGGCGGUCCAGUGGGGCGCCAUCGGUGACGUGGGUGUGGUCCAGGACACCAUGGGAGGAAACGACACUGUGGUGGGCGGCACGCUGCCACAGAGACUCUACUCGUGUCUGCAGGUGCUCGACAGGGUUCUGGACACGAGCGGUGUGGUAAGCAGCGUGGUUCUGGCCGAUAAGAAGACCAGCACGGCCGGCCGGACCAGUCUGGUCAGCACCGUGGCCAACAUUCUCGGUCUGCGCGACGCCAGCAAGCUCAACCCCGAUGCCUCUCUGGCCGACCUCGGCCUCGACUCUUUGAUGGGUGUCGAGGUGAAACAAACCCUAGAACGCGAGUUUGGCCUCACUCUGGAAUCCACCGCCGUGCGUCAGCUCACCUUCGCUAAACUGGCUGAAAUCGAACAGGGAGGGGCAGCUGAUGGGGCCGCACAGACACCGGCUACUCAGACUGAAGGGAAGACGGAGGGGCAGAAGACAGCGGCGGUUAAUGAUGCUGCCGCGGAGACGAGUCAACUGCAGAACGCGCUCUUCGUGUUUGAGCGUCAAGCGGACGGUCGGUACAGCGCCACCAGUCUCCGUCCCACCGAGCUUCUAGUGCCUCUGAACGCGACUGCUACAGCAAAGGGAGUCGCAGGCGCCGAGAAACUUCUGUUUGUGGUGCAUCCGAUCGAGGGAUCGGUCACACCGCUGAAGGAGGCAGUCAGCCAGAUCUCUGCGGGUACGGCCGUCUUUGGACUGCAGUGCACCAGUGAGGCGCCCUGUGAUGACAUCACCAAUCUGGCCGCCCACUACCUGAAGGUUAUCACCGCCCAGGUGGGCUCUGGCCGCCGGUUCGCGCUGGCCGGAUACUCGUUCGGCUCAGCCGUGGUGUUUGAGAUGUCCCUACAGAUGCAAAAACAGAAGGUACCGCCGCCGACCGCUGUCAUACUGCUGGAUGGCUCCCCGAGCUACGUCUCCCAGAUAACAUCCAGCUACCUGAGGAAGUACGGCAGGUCCUCCGCCCCGAACACACAGGGAGCGGGAGAGGCGGACGCUCUCUGUAUGGUGGCUGUGUCGCUCAUCAACACUGACUUUAUCCAGCUGCGUCGGGAGCUGAUCGCCCUGCCAUCUACCGAGCAGAAAGUGAAGCACACCGUGACGCGGUUGGCGGAGUCAGGACUGUUCAUUGAGCCAGAACAACUGCAGCCGACCGUUCAGGGUAUGCUGGCGAGGAUCAUGGCCGGUCACACGUACCGUCCGUCGGUACCGCUGGAGAGCUCAGUUACACUGAUCAAGGCACGGCACAACGACAGGGCCGCCUCACUGGGAGAGGACUACCAGCUCAGUCAGUUCUGCUCCGGUGACGUCACCGUUCAUGACGUAACCGGCGAUCACGUGACGUUCCUGCGGGGUGAAUCGGCCUCGCGAGUGGCGGAGCUCGUGUCCAGUGCUACCGCUAUCUAAGGAGGACGGUCGAAAGCUUGGCUGCAGCGAGAGAGGGUAGCUCGUGUCCUGCUCCACUGUCAUAAGAGGAUAGUGACUGUCUGUCACUCAGGGCAGCUGACAUCUGUUGUGUGACAGCUGCAGCCGACAUGUUAUCUUUUGACACUUGCUAACAAUUUGUUGCAACUGCAUGGCAAUAGCAGACAGUUAAGUUGUGGUCAGGCAGAAGCUGACGGUCCAUAUGUCAGUAGCUAACAUCUGUCACUGCCAAAUGACUGCCACUCUGCCUUUCGCGAACAUUUCGACCGUGUCCCCGCGUUUUAUCCAUAUUAUUCCAAAAGCUUGUUCCUCCAUGACAGCGCAGUUACUGUAGUGAGGGCGAAUUUAUUUAUGCCUGGUACGCACAUUUUUGCGGGGUAAUUUGUUAUGUUGAACAGUUGCUGUGAUAGACUGAGGGAGAUAUGGUAAAUGUUCCAGGGAUCAAAGUGCGUGUGAGUGAGGAGGAACUGACUACGGAUGAACCAAGUUGACAUAUCAGGGUAGUUAAGUUAAGCUGCCACUGCUAACACCAAAGGACGAGAAUAACACGGGAAUGGGGGCUGACACGAGGAAUAGAUGUCAAUGAGGGACUACACACUAGGUGACGUAGGUGACACGUGAGGUGAUGUGAAUGUGGGGUCAUAUUGUGAUGUGAUGAGGGAUGGAACCAUGAGUGAUGCACUCACUAAUACUGAUGACAUGUUACUCAUGUUACUGAUGAGUGAUGGGAUCAGAUUAUGCGAUUGCUGGGACAAUAUGACGUCAACAACCAACUAUGUGACGUGAAAGUGGGAUAAGCUAACAUCAUAUGCACAGGGAAUGUGAACUAUGGGACUGUAUGAUGUCAAUAAUGUAUCGGUGAGAUGAUUUCAGAGAAACUAGUUGACCGGGAAUGAUGUGCCCGGUGACGUAACUAGCGUACCGUCUAAUGUCAAAGGACUAAGUCACAUCUGGGGGACCAGGAAACCAUCGCGAAGGACCACGAGGCGUCAGCAAGAGAGAUCAAGUGAGCAUCACGAGGGAAGCGGAGGGAUCAUGUUGACGGUUCAAGUUAUCUCUGAAUGUGUCGAUAGAUGGGAAUGUGUCGAUGGUUGGAGCAGUGUGCCUCUGAGCAUUGUCAGAGAAUGAUUGCCAUGUCUGAGGCUGAGGGAAUGACUAAUGAUUGUAAAGUGUCAACUAUGGCGGGGUCGAAGUUUAGAUAUGUUGAAGGCUAUGUGCCGCGUGGCAUUGGCGAUAAAGGGCGGGGGUUUAUAUAUUUAGGCAGCUGGUUACCUACAUAAAUGAACGGUAGGAGGUCCAAUACUGGAGCCAUUUGACGGCACUAGCUUUGCAUUUCAGGUCACUUCGCUAGCAUUCCGCUACAUUCUACUAAAACCAGUGUAACGUGCAAGCAAGUUACCGUCGAGAGUCUCAAAUCCAUGACACUUUAGUUUAUAUACUUAUUACACGGGAAUUCACUGCACUGUGUUAGACAUGGUCGCAGGUUGAUGGGUUAUUGAGGGGAUGAUAAUCCACAUUUGAGGGAGGGUAUGCACGAUCGAAGGGAUGAAAAAGUAUGUCCACUCGCUGUGUUGUGAAGUUUGUGCGCUCAAAUAUAUUUAAUCGGCUGCA
Molecule: messenger RNA, 9108 nt
Organism: Amphibalanus amphitrite
Lineage: Eukaryota; Metazoa; Arthropoda; Thecostraca; Balanomorpha; Balanidae
Product: fatty acid synthase-like
Exons: 51
Coding region: 211-7479 (2422 amino acids)
Biological process (GO): fatty acid biosynthetic process
Molecular function (GO): 3-oxoacyl-[acyl-carrier-protein] synthase activity; fatty acid synthase activity; oxidoreductase activity
Source: RefSeq, a predicted model, not a curated record